AUGGCAGGAGAACAGAAACCGUCCUGUAAUCUUCUAGAGCAGUUUAUUUUACUAGCCAAAGGUACAAGUGGCUCAGCUCUGACUGCUCUUAUAAAUCAAGUGCUGGAGGCUCCUGGGGUUUAUGUCUUCGGAGAGCUAUUGGAGUUAACAAAUGUGCAAGAGCUUGCUGAAGGGUCUAAUGCUGCUUAUUUCCAGUUGCUGAACCUGUUUGCAUAUGGAACAUACCCAGACUAUGUAGCAAACAAAGAUAACCUGCCUGAUUUAACAGCAACUCAGAAAAACAAGCUGAAACACUUGACGAUUGUAAGCCUGGCUUCCAGAAUGAAGUGCAUUCCCUAUUCUGUGUUGCUGAAGGACCUGGAUAUGAGGAAUCUGAGAGAGCUGGAAGAUCUCAUUAUUGAAGCAGUUUAUACAGAUAUUAUCCAGGGGAAGCUGGAUCAACGAAACCAGGUGCUAGAGGUGGACUUUUGUAUCGGCAGAGACAUUCAGAAGAAGGACAUCAGUAACAUUGUCAAAACACUCCAGGAAUGGUGUGAUGGUUGUGAAGCGGUUCUUUUAGGAAUUGAGCAGCAAGUACUUAGAGCCAACCAAUACAAAGAAAACCAUCACCGAACUCAACAGCAGGUCGAGAUGGAGGUCACAAACAUAAAGAAAACAUUAAAAGCUACAGCCUCGUCGUCGGCACAGGAGAUGGAACAGCAGCUGGUAGAGCGAGAGUGCCCUCCACACACAGAACAAAGGCAGCCCACAAAGAAGAUGUCCAAAGUCAAAGGGCUGGUCUCCAGCCGUCACUAGAACAUACCAUCUAAAUGUCAUUCGGCUAGGAAUGACAACAGGAGGCGCAAAAAAGGGCCUGCAUCUCCUUUUUCAGUGGGUUCUGGGCCAGUCCCUUCCAGGCUGGCAGAUAAAAACCAUGUUUGAAUACAGCUCCCAGUUGGCAGCACCUGGCUCAGUUACACUGUGCAGCCCCUAUUAAUUUCCAGGGUGUUCCUCUUCUGGCCCUUUAAAGAGGGA
Opisthocomus hoazin is the source of this 1014-nucleotide messenger RNA. The record is from RefSeq and is a predicted model, not a curated record. Lineage: Eukaryota; Metazoa; Chordata; Aves; Opisthocomiformes; Opisthocomidae.